UGAUGUCAGAUUGAGGUGUAAACAAAGAUGCUGUCAGCGAAAUGUUUAUUUUAUUUAUAUAAUUAAAAAGUCUAGGAUAACAAGGUUUUAUUCUCUAUAUGGAAAUCAUAGAAAAGCAUUUAUUUUAGUGUUUCAUACACACAAAUGGUUAUCUUUUAGUUGUAUGCCAAGGUGGGCAACAUAUGCUAAAUGAGUAAAACGAUACAUAUUUGAGCGGAUAAUUGAUGAAUAAUGGAAACAAAUAACGGUACACUCAUACUAUACAGUGAUCACAAUCGCAUAUUCAGUGACAUCAAUAAAUGCUGGAACAUUGAAGAUUAGCACCUAGUCCACCAGGAAGAAGUGAAAUCUGCAAAGACAGAGUUUAUUUAAGGACAGUGAAAACAUGAGAGAUGAAACACACUCAAGAACAAACAGACCUGAUGGAAGUGAAAGAAGAAAGUGAAGAACUGCAUGUUGAGGAGAAACAUAACUUAAUACCAGGCGAAAAGUCAUCUAAGAAUUAUAAUAAAUCACAAAAAAGAACAAGAACCAAAAAUGUUUUCUUCUGCCCUCAGUGUGCAAAGAGUUUCACACAAAAAAUCGGCCUUGAGCGCCACAUGCUAAUUCAUACCGGCGAGAAGCCCUUCACUUGCUCUCAAUGCGGAAAGAGUUUCAGGUGUAAAAGGAACCUCAUGGAUCACAUAAGAGUUCAUACCGGAGAGAAACCGUUCACGUGCGAGCAAUGUGGCAAGAGUUUCGCAUACAAAACAGGCCUGAACAGGCACAUCAGGAUUCACACUGGAGAGAAACCGUUCAUGUGUCCUCAAUGUGGAAGAGGUUUUGCACUUUCAGGAGCCAUUCGGAGGCACAUCAAAAUCCACAGCGGAGAAAAGCCGCAUACGUGCGAUCACUGCGGAAAGAGUUUUACCUAUAAAGAAAACCUUAAGGAGCACAUGAGGAUCCACACCGGAGAGAGACCGUACGUUUGUGUCCAGUGUGGAAAGAGCUUCACACAUGUCAGCAGUCUGAAAGAACAUCUUCACACUCACUCUACUACCAGGUCGUUUAACUGCGACCAAUGCGGUAAAACUUUUCUUUCGUCAUCCAUACUGAAAAGACACUUGCAAGUUCAUGUGCAGGAGAAGCCGUACAUGUGUUCUCUGUGUGGAAAGAGUUUUGCACGACUGGAUGGUUUUAAAGAGCAUCAGAAGAUGCACACUGGUGUGAGAACUCACGUGUGUUUUGAGUGUGGGAAUGGAUUUAUAUCAGUCACGCACUUGAAAAUACAUCAGAGGAUCCACACCGGAGAGAAACCUUUUAAGUGUUCGCACUGCGACAAGAGAUUCUCACGCUCAGGAACCUUGAAAGUGCACGAGAGGAUUCACACCGGAGAGAAACCAUAUCACUGCACUGUGUGUGGGAAGAGAUUCAACCAAUCAAAUCAGCUGCUGAGUCAUAAGAAGAAACAUCACUCUUUGCUGUCGCAAUAAGCUUUUUAUCUUCAGAAACCAGGACUUUCUGAAAGAUGUGUGUGUGUGUGUGUGUGUGUCUGUGUAGAAAACAAAAGUUUUGGGGUCAGUAAUUAGUUUACUUGAAAGAAAGUAAUAUUAAGAAAUAUUAAGCAACAACUCAGCAUCUAUUUGAAAUUGAAAUAACAUUUGACAAUAUUCCUGUUUUUACUGUACUUUCAUCAAAUAAAGGCUGACUUUGUAAGCAUAAGAAACUUGUUUUUCAAUAUCUGACAAAUGUAAUCAUGUUUUGUAUGCUUUUUAACAAAAAACAAACAUGUUAUCAAGGGUGUAGUUUUGAUUUUGGCAUUGGUGGUGACGUAACGGCGGACAACAGGCAUUUAAUUGUUUGAUCAAAGUUAUUGCUACAGGCAACUUAAUAGUGUCUAGAUAUUGGUAGCGACAUGUCAGUGUCUUCUACACCCUUAAUCAUAACAAGUGAUGUCUGUCUUUGAAAACUAUAUUUUUUUCAUUAAAUAUGAGGUCAAACAACAGAUUCAUCCAAAUUUCACAAAAAGAUUAUGGACAUAAUUAUAAUAUAAGGCAGACAUUGAAGUGAGUUGCUUUUUUGUUACUCUUUCAGAUUAAUUCACCUGUCAUUCACACAAUUCAUGAAUAAAAAAUUACUGGCUUUAAACCUCUCUUUUCUUUAUUCAGAGUUGAUCUAGACAAGUAAAUGGAAACUAUCCAAACUCCUGUUAAUCGUAAAGCAGUGAAAACAUCUCUUUAUUCCUUGUAUGUGUUAUCUUAAGGUGUAAAUGUAUUCCCUUUUUAAAUUAAUUAAUUUAUUUUGUUGUUGUUAACCUGGAAACACAACCACAAAUUAAGAAUGUUAUCAU
This is a messenger RNA of Labeo rohita (rohu), 2329 nucleotides long. Its product is annotated as gastrula zinc finger protein XlCGF8.2DB-like. The record is from RefSeq and is a predicted model, not a curated record. NCBI's taxonomy places the organism in Eukaryota, Metazoa, Chordata, Actinopteri, Cypriniformes, Cyprinidae. Bases 393 to 1472 code for a protein of 359 amino acids. The transcript is spliced from 3 exons. Gene Ontology annotation, cellular component: nucleus.